GUGGUUGUGACAAUGACAUUGAAUGUCAGAUGUAAUCAAACUUUUUCAGCUUUUCUCCUUUUCUAUCAAAAUCAAAUCAAAACAUUGAAAAAUAAAGUUAUAUUUUUACAAUGGAGGAGUAUCUUGCUCGUACGUACAAUAAUUUAAAAACCGGAAACUUCGCAAAACUCACCAUAGUAAUAGGCAACGAGAGCUGCGACUUGGACUCGGCCGCGUCGUCACUUGUUUAUGCUGCCUACUUAUACUGGCAGUACCAGCAGAUCAAGUGUAAGACAUGCACUAAAAGCUAUCGGGAUGAAGGUUUCAAAGAUGACUUGUUUGUGGCGGUGCUGAAUGUGAACAGAGAAGAUUUUCCUAUAAAAACUGAGAUUGGUUACUGCUUUGAUAAGCAUGGGGUGGAGAAGUCACAUUUAGUUUUUAGAAACGACUAUGACUUCGAAGAGUUGGUAAAGAGUCAACCGACAAGCGUAAUAUUAGUGGACCACCAUGUCUUAGCCAGACAAGACUUAUUCCUAGCGCCAUACGUAACAGAAAUUAUAGACCACCGUCCCAAAGACAAAAGUGCAUGGAACUUCAAAGAGGACACUCGGACAACAAUAGAGAUAGUCGGUUCGUGCUGCACAUUAGUUGCGGAACGUAUAAAGCAUUUGUGUACCGUUUUGGGCAAAGAUGUGGAGUUCUUCCAGACGCAUCCUAUUUGUAUAGAACUUCUUCAUAGCACCAUAAUUCUUGACACUGCCAACUUUUCAAAGGAAUACAACAAGGCAACGAAAAAGGAUGAAGAAAUUAUUCUGUUCCUAGAGAGCUUCAUUGAACCUUUUAAUUAUGAAGAGAACAGACAGUGCAAGCACCAACAACUACAGGGUGCUAAGAGCGACGUGUCGGCGCUCACCGCGGCGCAGCUGCUGAGGAAAGACUACAAAGUGUUCGGCCCUGUGUUUGUGCCCGUCUUCCCGAUCUUAGUUGAGGAAGUGCUACAAAAACCUCACAUAAAGCAGGCUCUACACGACGCCCUGUCAACCCACGGGUGUAAACUGGCCUUACUUCUUGGCAUGAGAAUAAAUACAGAGGAAAUGAGUCGAGACGCGGCCCUGUGUUGUGGUGAAGGGAGUGAGGACACGGUGGCUGAGCUAAGAAAGAUGAUCGAAGACUGCAAGACACCCCCUUUCCAACUAGUCCCCUCCUCUAUCAAGACGGAUAUACAGCCCUGUGUAUAUUACAAGCAGUUGAAUCUAUCAGCCACUAGGAAACAAUAUGUACCUGUGUGCAAUGCGUUUAUUGAGAUGUCGAAGAAAAAGAAAUAAAUUAUUUAUAUUCGUUAUGAUUGA
Messenger RNA from Plutella xylostella (diamondback moth), 1328 nucleotides. It is a transcript of the gene pn, whose product is annotated as exopolyphosphatase prune. Gene Ontology annotation, cellular component: cytoplasm. The record is from RefSeq and is a predicted model, not a curated record. Gene Ontology annotation, molecular function: exopolyphosphatase activity. Lineage: Eukaryota; Metazoa; Arthropoda; Insecta; Lepidoptera; Plutellidae.